AUGGCGAACCUUCGACUUGGCACCGCCUUUGGUGCAGUUGCGGUGACGCUGCUCGUUUUUAUGCAGUUGAUUGCCGUGAUGCGCCACACGGAUCAACUUCCUCCGUCAAGCUUCAACAGAAACCUCAAUCAGUGGAGAAACAGAGCGGGCGCUGCGACUGAUGAUAGUCUGUUCCUGGUGGGUGCCGGCAAGGCGGAUGUAACUGGCCCCAUCGUCGAAGUAGACUUUAAUGGCUAUGCCAGUCUAAACCAGCUGGGUACGGGUCUGCGACAAAGAAUCUACUCGCGUGCGUUCAUAUUCGCAGACCCCAACAACCCCGACGACACCUUCAUCUACCUGGUCCUUGACACGCUCGCCGGCGAUACUGCUGUGAGACAUGGUGUCCUACAGGGUCUCGCCGCGCUGGGUGGUGACUAUGCACGCUAUGGCGAGCACAACGUUGCCUUGACCGGGACACAUUCUCACUCUGGUCCUGGCGCAUGGAUGAACUACCUGCUGCCGCAGAUCCCGACUAAGGGAUUUGACAAACAGAGCUAUCAAGCGAUCGUAGACGGCACUAUCCUGUCCAUCAAGCGUGCGCAUGAGAGUCUGACUCCUGGACGCCUUUCCUUCGGGUCGAUUGACCUGGAAGAUGCCAACAUCAACCGCAGCCCUUACUCUUAUGAUCAUAACCCUGAGGAAGAAAAGGCAAAGUACUCGGCCAAUGUUGACAAGACACUGACCCUCUUGCGCUUCGAUCGUGAGUCGGAUAACAAGACUUCGGCCGUGCUAACUUGGUUCCCGGUUCAUGGCACGUCGAUGUACAAUAACAAUACCAUCGUUACCGGUGACAACAAAGGAGUCGCGGCAUAUCUCUUUGAGCGAAGCGUGGAUAAUGAUUCUAGAUUUGCUGACGACGUCGUGAUCGGAUUCUCUCAAUCUAACGUCGGUGACACGAGCCCGAAUGUCGAGGGCGCGUGGUGCGAGGAUGGAUCGAAUGUAAUGUGCACGUACUCAGAUAGCACCUGUGGAGGUUCUUCUGGAUCCCGCGCGAGAGGUCUUUCGCAGGGCCUUUCCCGUCGUGCCACAGGUACAAACGAGGCCUGCCACGGUCGAGGUCCUUUCUUCCGUGAGAAGGACAAUGGCGCGAAGAGCUGCUUCGAAAUUGGCAAGCGCCAGUACACCGCAGCGAAGACUCUCUAUGGACAACUAGGUUCUGGGGGCACUGCCAUCACUGGUAGCUCGGAUGUUCGCUCGUUCCAUGUGUACCAAGACAUGAACGGAUACACAUUCCCGUCACCAUUCAAUGGCACCACCUUGAAAACAUGUCCCGCCGCGCUGGGAUACUCGUUCGCUGCCGGGACAACGGACGGGCCAGGCGCUUUUGACUUUACACAGAACGCGACCGGCCCAGCCGCUCAAAAUCCUCUGUGGAAGGUGGCUCGCGCAUUUAUCCACCAGCCUACGGAGGAGCAAGAAAAGUGUCAGGGAGCCAAAGACAUCCUCCUUGACGUGGGAACCCUGACUGAGCCCUAUGCCUGGGCCGCGGACAUUGUGGACAUUCAGGUACUGCGAGUUGGUCAGCUCUUCAUCGUCGUGUCUACCAGCGAAGCCACAACGAUGUCUGGACGCCGCUGGAAGGCUGCGAUUGCACAAGCUGCCCAGGAUACCCUCUCCGUGUCAAACCCACAGGUCGUGCUGGGAGCUCCAUCUAACAGUUACGCACAUUAUGUCGCGACCGAAGAGGAAUACAACGUCCAGCGCUAUGAAGGGGCCUCCACCCUCUAUGGACCUAGUACGCUCGCAGCCUACAUCAACCUCACCCUCACGUAUCUCCCCUACCUCGGCAGCGCCUCUGAUGUCGCCAAACUACCGACGAUCCCGGUGGGCCCAAACCCACCCGUCAACACUAACAACUCGCUCAGUUUUAUCACGGGCGUGGUAUACGACAAUGCCCCGAUUGGCAAGUCGUUUGGUGACGUCGUGUCUAACCCACCAGCAACGACCUACGGACCCGGAGACCUCGUCAACACGACCUUUGUCGGCGCCAAUCCGCGCAACAAUCUCCACCAGGAGUCUACCUAUGCGGCCGUCGAGCGGCAGACGGACUCUGGAGACUGGGAGGUUGCUCGGAAUGAUCGUGACUGGAAUUUGGUGUUUACAUGGACGCGUACAAACACCGUACUCGGCUAUAGCGAGGUCACUCUGCAGUGGCAGAUUGAGGAUGAUUAUUACAGUGUGGAUGAUCCGAAUCCCGUGCAGAGUGGCACGUAUCGGAUGCAUUACUAUGGGGACUACAAGAAUGUGCUCGGGCAGGUCCAGUCGUUUGAGGGGAUUGGAGGGACUUUUACUGUGAAGGCAUCGUAG
Molecule: messenger RNA, 2346 nt
Organism: Penicillium daleae
Lineage: Eukaryota; Fungi; Ascomycota; Eurotiomycetes; Eurotiales; Aspergillaceae
Product: neutral/alkaline ceramidase
Exons: 2
Coding region: 1-2346 (781 amino acids)
Biological process (GO): ceramide catabolic process; long-chain fatty acid biosynthetic process; sphingosine biosynthetic process
Cellular component (GO): extracellular region
Molecular function (GO): N-acylsphingosine amidohydrolase activity
Source: RefSeq, a predicted model, not a curated record